AAUUUUAGGGUACAGUCGAUUAGCGUAUCGAAGAAAGGGCCUUGGCUUAUUGCAAGCUCUAAUAUUACAUCCAUCAUCUCAUCCUUCUUGUGGCUUACUACAUGGGCUAGUGUGUAUUGAAAGGCAAAUUGAGAACAUGGCCGAUGACACAAAAGUGUUCUCUAUUGCCGAAGAAGGCUGUUUACGUGUGAGUUCACAUAUUCGGCGAAUCGUAUACCACAGAUCCUUGAAUGUAUUGUUGGUCUUCUCCUCAAAUGGACCAAGAGACACAGAAAUCAAAGUCGUCGUCUUAGACAUUGCAUCGGGGACUGUUUUACAUGAUACGAAAGUGAGCCUUGCUCCUUCAAAUUCACCAGGGGUAAAUUCACAAAGGGAAAUUGUUUUUGAUGAUGACCUUCUUGAAAAUGAAUUGGAUGGAAUUAGUUUCCAGACAUUUAAAGAUCCUCUUAAAUGCAUUUCAGUUGCUGAGCGGGGAACGAUGAUAGUUGCUCACAAUGGCUUGCUUGGAGUUCGUAAAGACUUUGGGCGAGCACUGUUGCUGGAAUCUAUUCUCCUGCCUCCUGUGAUCUGUGAAGAAGAUGUUGUUCACAUAGAAUUGCCCCAUAAUGAGGCAAUGUUGCUGCGAGAAUGCCUCCAAACUCUGGAUCUGGGCCAGACGGAUUCAGAGCUGGGCAACAUGCAGACUCAAGUGAUUGCCCUACUCACCAAACACAUGAAACAGUACCUGUUUUCUGUUUCCAAAGGGUCUCGAAUGUCUUCCAAUUGGUGCAUAGUUAACCUAGAGUUGCCCUUGAAGACCUUGAAAGCAGUUUGCACUUACGCAGUGCUUGAAUUGAAGAAAAACAACCGAAGUAUCCCUGCGCUACCGAUUGCUUCUUCAAUUGUUGUCCGAUUAGCUUCGCUCCAGCAGCAAUCUAACCAACCACAGCUACCUCAACCCUCCUCUUCUUCCUCAUCGACCGUUGUUAAGGAAGACAUAGCCCCAUUCUACCACUCGGCUAGCAGCACCAGUAACAACAACAACAGCAGCAAUUUCAGCGGGAGCGCAUGGGAACCGAGUUUCUGUCCUGCCUUGCAUCCCAUGACCAGCGAAGCAUCAAGACGGGAAACGUUCGCCGGUUGGCCCCACAUGAACUACAAGUGGGCCUUGCCGGCUCAGAUGGCCGAGGCCGGCUUCUACCACCAGCCGAACACGCCGGAAAGCGACAGGGCCGUCUGCUUCCUGUGCAACGUCUGCCUCAUUUGCUGGGAGCCGUCGGACGAGCCUUGGUCGGAGCACGAGCGUCACGCGGCCACUUGUCCCUUAGUCAAAGGCGACUACACGUCCAACGUGCCCGUGGCCGUCUCGAUGGCCACCCAGCCGGCCAUGCAGCAAGAUUCUAAUCCAUCAGAAACCAUCGCCUGCAUCUCGACUACAACAUGCCCCGAUCUCUUUGCUACGUCCACGGCUGGUGGGUUGGUAGUGCUUUGGAAUAUCAGCGGAACCAUGAAGCGUGAAAUCUCGUUCAAUGCUGCCCAGAGAAGCCAACUGCAAUAUCCGAUUCGAGUUACUUCGUUAAGCGUCGUGUCGGGAUCGUUUUCAAAUGGCCAUCAGCCUGUUCGUUGCUCAUUAGUGUUGGGCGUGACGUUGGGACAUCAGCUGGAGCCUUUCCUAGUCGUUUACGACGUCACGUGGACCCGAGCUUACCAGGAUGUUCAACCAGAGCCUGGGCCAUCUACGCCAACGUCCAAUUCAUCUGGAUCGACCAUCAAGAAAGGUGGAACUACCAAAAAAGUCCUUUCAACUCCGCAUACCCUGAACGCCAACAAUAGCGGCCUGGGAUCAGCGGGCGCGGAUGCCAGUGCCAAUCCGGGUUUGUUCUUUUCCUUUGGUGAUGACGACGAAGAAAUGUACAUAUCAUCCACGAUGGACGCAAAUGAGAAACUCGGCAAAGCUACAGCAGGUCUGCUGAACAAGCUGAUGCACAACAUGGGCUCGCCUUUUACCAACUCGGUGAUACCGCAGCUCAUGAUGGGCGAAAAGAGUUCUUCCAGCCAUUCGUAUUCCGGCUCAGCUGCGACUGCAGCGCCACCCUUUGCGCUGUCGCCCAAAGCGUCGGACCAGCCGGAAGUCACAUUAAAUCAGUUGACGUUGAUGAAUCUGAAGGAUUGCGGAGUAGGAGAUGGAUUGGAAGUGGUCUCGUUGAUCCCGACGUGGGACGCUGGAUAUCUAGUGGCCGUUCUAGGUCCAGCUGAGAAGUCGGAGAUGCCAAGGAACAUAGAAGAAAUUGCAACUGAGCAAACGAAAGCCAGUUCUCAUAUUCUCCUGUUUCAGUUGAACGUUGGCGAGCCUGGAUUAGUUGAACGACCUGUGUGCCAGUUGAACAUGGCCGCAAUCGAUGAGCCGCGCUGUGUCGUGAUGCUGCCCUUUGGAGAGCGUAACGAUGAUCCGGAAUGGUCCGCUGAAGAAGAAGCAGCAAUGCGUGGACCAAUGAGAGCCGUCGUUGUGACUAAAGAUGGCCGGCUCAGAUUGCUGUACCUGGAUCCUAAACUCCCCAGCCCUCAGAUGACAUGGGUGGACUUGGAAUCGGUUUCGCCGCACAAGUUCAUGGACGCCACCUACUGCAGUAGCGUAGAAAGAGUGUGCGCUACAACCGAUAAAGGCGAUUUAGUAUUUUUCAAAAUCAUAACCCACGGUGGAGCAAUUAGUUCCAGACUUCAUCCUUCUGGCCUGUCUGGAAUGCGGAAAGGCAAGGAACCUUCUCCGACGAAGUUAUUAAUCCAUCAGCCGCUCACGCCUGAGAUUCUUCAAUCGUUGUACGAACUCACGCUGGCCGAGAAGCUUCCGCAAUCCUGCCAGCUGACCAUCAGUGCCGCAUCUUGCUGGAUGGAAAUGGCCGUGUCGCAAGGCCAACGCAGACAGCCGCAACCUUGGCUUUUGCAGCCGGGAAGCUGCACGACACCGAACAACAGUGGGAGCGAAGAUGGUCUUCAAAUGGCCAGAUUAUUUAAAUUGCAGCAAGAUAAAUUCAGCUGGGACGAACAUUUCUUCGAAAUGAACUUACCGCCGGGCGUGCCCGUUUCUCACGUUCACCUGCGCUUCGUUUUGGCCCCGUCUUGCUCCGUUCCACCGGAAAUUCAAGUGUCGCUGUUGGAGCAGCGUAGCCGCAGUUUGCAAUGGGGACGCACUUUGCUUACGACUAACCCUGCGGAAGAGGUGGAUAAUCUAAUCAAUUUCAACAUGGGCCAGCCGUUGCCUCGUUUCACGUCAUCCAAUUCAGAAUCCGCCAUCAAUCCUAUCUUGACGCAAGAGUACCUGGAAGCACACAACGCCGUAUUGCUGUGCGGGCCGUUCAAGCUGAACCAAUUUUUAGAUGCCUCCGGCCAAGUGGCCAUGCUCUCGCUUACUAGCCAUCUACUGAUGCAGUCUACGGCCAGGAAUUUUCUCGUCCACUUGAAAUACAUCCCGUCCGUGGCUCACCCAAAUUCUUUGAGUCUUUUAAACAUCCCACGGCCGAUGACUAACCCCUGCGGCCGUCGUACUAUUCAAACCAAAGGCUGUGAUUGGAUCCAAGAAGUAGCUAUUUCGGUCCAGCGUUUCAAAUCAACAUCUAUCCACAAUGAAAGGGCACAUCGUUGUGCUCUAUUAGCAUCGUCUAAUUUUACUGGCCAACUCCUGGAAUUCGCUUUCCGAUCCAACUUACGUCGUGAACACAUUAUGGCCCUCUGGAUUCUCAAUUGGAAAACAGCCGCUCAUUAUGGAGCUCCUUCAGGAGUCGCAUGUUUAACAACUGGCGAUGUGUCUGGCCACGUGGUGGAAAUCUUUAACAACCUGAAGGGCUUGCUUGAUCGGUUUGUGAUCCAUGGCAACCGGACAACAGCUCAGCAAGUCGUCCAACUUCUUUUUUCAUCCCACGAGCUGGGCAUAUGUUUAUCAGAAGAGGAAGUGACGGUCAUCACCAAGCAAAUGAUGCACUGCUUACUCCAGCAGCUGGGGUCGUUGCAAAACUGCGCUUCUCCAAGCGUUGUUCAUUGGUAUCUAGUUCUCUUGUCGCGCGUCUAUCUUCGCAGCCAAACUGAAGUCGCCGGACCGGUGUGGGCCGUCCUGACUCAGAUCAUCUCCGAAUUGCAUCGACGGAGGGAGCCCCUCCAGCAGUUACUUCAGAGCCGCUACGGCUUUUACGGCCGUCCUUUCGAAACUGAACUCAUGUUCAGUCUGACCGAAGAUCAACACUUCCAGCAAGUGUCGUCCACCAAGACUGUCCGUAAUAACAUCGCGGCCAAUUUUGCGGCGCUCAAUCAGCUCGUCAAUCCGCCCAGCCCUUGUGAUAAGGAGAAAAGCUAUAACAACCUGGACACGCUCUCGCUCAAGCGCUCUUGUGAUCUGCUAGAAGUCGAGCCGCUGCCAUUUACGCUCGUCUCUGCUAGCGAUGGUGUACGUCUGGAAAAAGCCGACACGGGCAGUUCCCAGUUCACCGCAGUUGUGAACGGCCUGGUGGAAGCAUCGAAGCUAGUAUCCCAUAAAGAUUCGCACGCAACUAGUCACCGUUGGCAGCAUUUGCUGGCCGUCAAUCCUCCGCUGGUCGUCGUCAUGGAGCGGCUCCAUUCCGGCGGCAGGAAGUUUGUCGUCUUGGAUUUCGGUGCUCCCAUUUUAUUGACGGACGUUUACAUCCCGGCCUGUCCCGAUUGGGUCUCGAUCACUGUUGAUAUCUGGAAUCGGACAGACAGGAGCAAGAGUGACACUGACUUGGUCCGUCUGACCACCAGCAGCAACAUCAAUCGUCGACCCGUCAUCUUACACGAUCUUCAGCCAUCAGUGAUAUGUCGCUUUUUGAGGCUGACCAUCACCGGACGUCAAGGAUUGAGUGCCACGAGUUGCAAAACGUCCAUAGGUUCUUUUUAUGGCCAUUCGCUCAUUUUGCCCAACGAUUUAAUUGUUCCAGCCGCGCAUGCUGAGGAUAUCCCCAUUUUAGGCCGCGAAGAAAUUUUGGAGAACAUUGCAACGCUGGAAGUAUUGGCGGAUCACAGCCAGUGCCAUUAUAAUUUAGCUGGAGAUCGUCUACGGAGCCUUUUGCGGCCUUUGUUGACCAAUUGGCAUAAAGAUGCAUCGGGAUCGUCCACCCACCAUAUCGAUCAUUAUUUACAAUCGCAAGUGAAUCCCGGUCAGACUGGAAGUUUAGACGAAGACGCUAAAAUAGUCGAAGCUUACGAGGAAUGUCUGAAGCUGCAACGUCAGCAAAAUUUGCUUUGGAGCGCGUUGCGAAGAUUGCGUCGAUGUCUGAGAGAAAUGGAGAGGAAAGAGCUGGGUGAAACGAGGAACGAAGAUGAGUCGGUCGCUGUCAGCCAGACGUCGUCUCACAAACUCCACUUCAUCGCCCAGAGUUUGGUCAAUGUCUUGCUGGCCUCGACGGCUCUGAAGAAACAGAUCAAAAUCGAGAGGAGGACGGCCGAGCAGCUCUUCCAGCAUCUCUACGUCACUUCGUGCCCGGCGUCGCAGCUCUCGACGGCCGCUCUCCUUUCUCAAUCGGACGACACUUAUCGCUGGAUGCCCAAUUUCCUGGCCGACAUGUUGAGAAAGACGUUGUCGUCCGACCCGUCCACUUGUCUCAUCCCCAAAGACAGGGUGUUUGUGACGCUUCUUUUCAUGGGAUUCAAAGCCAUCCAGCUUUCGUCCGGCAAUCACCUUCUUGAUCCCGUUUUAGCUGUUUUAAAUGAACAGCUUUCUGUGCUGGAAAAUCGGAACAACAGCAGUCCGUUCGCCCUUUCUCACUUGGAUUUACCCUUUGUCAACUGGCUGUUACUCUUCUGCUGCUGCUGUCUUGAUAGGACAGCUUCAGCGAGCACCAAAGAGACGAAAGCAAGAGAUCAACGAUGGGAUUUCAUGCAGGGUGAAUCGCUCCUGUCGCGAGAUGGAGCCGCUGCUGGCGAACCCAAGAACGCUGGGGGAUCGGCCGCCUCGCGCAUCUACCGGCGUAAAUUGCAAAAGAAAUUGAUGCAACAGCCGCACUACGGCGUCUCGUGGCCCAGCGGCGGCGUCCUCAGCGGCAGCAACAAGGCCAAAUUCAUCCUGGCCCAUUCCAAACAAAAAGGAGGCGGAUUUCCCAUGGAUUCUGGAGUUCAGAUGAGACGAGCAGCCAUGAUGGACGAAGAUAUGGAUUCGAAUGGAACGGACGACAAGGAGGGAGGAAACGGCAAUCGAUCUAUGCCUUCAUCGUGCGGGCAGGCCAUCUGUUCAUCCAGCGGCGCUGCGCAAGUGGCCAAAAAUCUCAUUUCCUUCCUUUUGGUCAUCGGCGCUUCCGGCGCUCACGAAGAGACUUUUCUGCUCACCUGCAAAGUCCUCGCCCGGCUCAUCGGCGCCUCCCAAAACGGACUCCGGUUAGGCCACAUCGCGGAUGAGCAACAGCUAACGACGUUAUUGCGUAUGGCGGCAUCUGCUAGUGGUCAACCGAGUCAAAUGUGGCUCAAUCACGCCAUCUAUUGCCUUCUGAUUGAUUAUCUACGAGCCGGUUCGACGAACAACAAAUCCAACCCGAUUGCAAGCGGGGAGUCCGCUGGGGCAUCCAAGAGCUGCUCGGUUAAUUCGGUGUUCACGCACGGAGCCUCGGGAUCGAGAUACGAUGAUAUCCUGCGAUCCGUGUGCGCGGAGCCAGAGGCUGGUGGCAGCGGAAGUAACGGAGCUGCGAGUAGUCCGAGUAGUCAUGGCAACAGCAGCCUGUCUCAUAUGCUUCCCCUGAAACCCAAAAUGAAGAUGGGCCAAGUCUCCAAGAAAUUACCACCCAUGACUGUGCCUCCCGAGCUGCUGGCCUACGAGCAGGCCAAACUGGCGGCCGAAUCGCUGAAAGUCGACCAGCACGUCGACGACCUCCUGGAACUCUUUGAGAAUCCCAAUUCGGAAUCGGUGCCGCCCGUCUUGAAGAAAGCCUGGCCGUCCAUCUCGAGCGUCGAGAAUUUUAAAUUUGUUAAAUCAAUUUCAUGUAAUUUAUCAAUUCAAUUUGAAUAUUGCAGUGUAAUGAAAAACCUGGCCGAAUGCAAGAGCGGAUUAUCGGCUAGUGGUUAUGGAUCCACGGCAGGAAUAUUGACCUCUGAAGAGGCGACAUCGUCGGGCGUCUGGGAUCUGCGAGACGAAUCGCGCAGCGACGGACCGUGGAAACACAAGAGCGACAUCCUCAGCGACGCCUUUUUCGAGGCCGUUUUACAAGGGCUAACGUCUUCGUUCCACGACAAUAAGAGGCGUCCAUUACCCGAAGAGAUUCCGGGUGACCCGAUCAGCGCCCCGACCCAACCGGACCAAAGACUUUUGUCUUCCGCUUUUAAUAAUCUUUUUAGUUCAGCAAGUUAUCUGAAGACCAAAACGGACAUAAUUGCCUCUCUGAAGCUGUGGGUGCUCCUCAACAGCGAAAAUUACGGUUCGUCGCUGGACUCGGACGGAGCAUCGGCCGCCAUACCCAACAGCAAUGGAGACUCGUCUGCUAUUUUGCUGAACCCCGAAGCUAUUCGCGGCGUGCUGGAAGUCUUGGCCAAAAUUCCCAUCCUCGACGUGGGAGACUGGACGGCCGUCUUGCGAAGUCUCACAUGGUUAUCGAGCCCUCGUUGGCUUUUGACCGAAACGGACCAACCCCAACAUUCAAUGGAAAAUGAACCUUCACGAUCCGAAGAGCUGGCCGAUCAGAUGUGCGCUGGAACAGUCAUCCGCAACCAGCACCUGACGGCCAUCCUCUACAAUUUCAUCAGCGGCCAAGGAUUGGUACCUUACUCUCUUGGUGACAAACAGCUGGUGGGCCCUUCCAUCAUUUCCACGCUGGGCGACGUCCUGUCCUGCCUGAAAGUGUGGUGUAAUACUGCGCUAGUAGGCAGCGUGCUCGGCUCUCAAUUGCGCAGUUCCCUUUUCGAACUGUUUCUCGAACUGGCAGUGCCACCUCGUGGCCCCAUAUUUCGCGGAAUCGGUCCGCUGGAUGCCCAAAUUUGCUUCGUCGAAGCUCUUCUCAAACUCGGCGUUCAAGGACUGGAUAAAUCUUUAUCGAUCAGAGUCAUUCAAGCUGUUGUGAGCCUCAGUCAAAUGUUUUUGAGCCGUUCGCGAGGUUUGUCUUGCAUCGACAGCAGCAGUCAACUUUCCGAAGAUGAUCGAAUCUGUUUCAGUGGGUUGCACACCGCCUCCGCAAUGGGCGGUCCGCUAGGUGGCAGUGGUAAUAACAAUGGCAGAGCAUCGGCAAUCACUCCUUCAGUGCUGUUGACACUCAGCCUCCAACUGGCCAUCCGGCUGGUGUCGUUUGCUGAAUAUGGGCCGUCUUUGAACUUGGCCGAUAAUGUGCUGUCGACGCGUCCGCUCAUGCACGAACUGCUGGACGCGGCAAACUACUGCCAGGCUUCUUCCUUUGCGUCCAGUUUGGGCGCAACAGCCCUUGGCGAUUUUGAUGUGGCGUUCAAUAAUUUGCAUACGGUGGCCGAUUUCACGCUGGAGCUACUUCAUCAGAUCGCCAUCAAAACUUCGGAUGUCAAACUCAUGUUCUAUCGGCUCAUCGAAUACAUGAAGCCUGACGUGGCAACGCCGUUUUUGCCCAAUCAAGGAUGUAGCGAUCUCUCUGAACCUUUGCUCAUCUUCAUGCUGUACGUUUUGAAAACGAAAGAAAAUGUGGACAUCUUCCAUCAAGUCGAAGGAUUUAAGGAAGUUUGCCUGGCUUUAUCUCGAACACCUGUCCAGCUCUUUAACUCCCACAAUCGUCUGGUCAGUAACGUUUUAUCGUACGUGAGUCAGACGACGGCCACCAGUGGCCAAGGAGCCAAUCGAACGCGGCUGAGCUCACGUCAGGCGCGCAGUGGAGGCGCAUCGAUAUUUCCCGGUGCCGCUUCGUCAUCAUCGGCUAAUGCUGGAAUCCUUCAGAACAGCUACGUGGACGCUACAUCAUCGCUCGGACCUCUGGCCGUCUUUCGGCGGAGUUGCCUACGGUUAGACGACGACGAUGAGUACGGCCUCCUGAAUCUGGCACCGCUGUCCACGAUUAGCUGUAGCCAUCCAAGUGCCCAACCGGCAGAUGUUCUGCUUCAUCCCAAUCCGCCCCACCGAAGGGCACGCAGUCCGUCGUGGGCGCAUCAUUUCUAUCCAGCCGAACAGUAUAUCGAAUUGACUAUCACCUUACCUUGCCCGGUUCUCGUCAAAGAGAUCCAACUUCAUCCGCAUUUAACGUCCUUAGCCACUUGCCCGUCUGCUGUCGGCGUGGAAAUGUCGCCCGAAGGCAGCAGCCAACUCUACCCGGUCGGUGCCGUCUUGUCCGCCACUGGACUGACGACGAUCGCCUUCAAACUGGAAUCGCCCCAAGUGGCCGCUUUGCUCCUCUUGCGCCUCUACAAACCGCGCGACUCGUCCAACAUCGGCCUGGCUCAAAUUCGCAUCCUCGGCAGCUUAGCAUUACCUUCUUCGGACCAGUCAUUGGGGCCUGGCUCGAUGGCCGGCCAACACCAACCUGGACUAACGUGGCUCUGCAUUUUACACCAUUGUUUGUCGGUGGCUGAGAAAUCAGAGAACACCGAUCUGAUGUACUCACUCCGCCAAACGGCCGGUAGCCUGGAACGUCCAGGGAUGGUGGAGCGCUGCUGCGGGUUGUUGAACGCCCAUUUCACUUCGCCGAGAGCUGGAAUCUUGGCCGACGUUGUCCAAAUGGCUUCCGACAUUUUACUUCACCUCGGCCGGCAUUCCAGCGCCCUGGCCCAUCAAUUUAUCCGUUUGCAAUUGCAAGAAUCACCUCGCUUAUUACUCGGUUGCACGCCACCUGUUGCCAACGUCUUGUACGAAUUAUGCAGCGCUGAAAAUGAAAGUAUCGCUACGUUCGCUACACCACCGGGAGGAUCUGGACAAGCUUUGCUUUUCCAAUGGCUUCAUCGAGCUGCUGACCAGGGAUCGUUAUCCCAGGCCGUGUCUACUUCCAUGGUCCAUUGCGCCGCCGCCGUCCUCUGGCACAGUCCCUGCUCCAUGGAGAAAAUCAUCAAUUACGAUUUUGCCAAGUCCCUUUUUGAUUGGACGAGAACGAUUCAUAGUUCAGAGCUGAAAAUUGCUGUUGAUUUUGCACUGUGUUCAGUAUGCCGGCAUUACCCCGAUAUUUUCACUUCGUUGCUCUCUUCUGUCACAAGCGCGGGUUCAUCUUCUCCAUCUUCGCUUAACUCUGUUCUCCAAUCGAAACCCUUGAUGGAAACAUUAGGCAGAGCGGCCCAGUCUGAACCGGCCCUAGACAAACUGGUCCAAUCCGGCCUCCUGAAUUACGUUUCCCUGACUAUCACUGAAUACUGUCACUGUCUUUUGAAACGCCAAGAGGCCAUACCGGCCGAUUUAAUCGAGCGUGUAGCAGUGGCAUUUGAAUUUUGGACGCUCUUGUGUGAAGAAUGGGGUUCGGGAGCCAGCCGGGAUGUCCUUGCAGCCUAUCUAGCAGACAAAUCGCUAUUGCAAAUGCUUUUACAAGCACUUUGUAGUAGCAGUUCGGCCGAUGGCCAAGCCAAUCGUUUGCAAACGAGUAGAAUCGAAGACGCGGCCGUAGCCUUUUUCCGCCAAUUUUGCUGGGCCCAUCGUGAUAAUUCACGACGUUUCGCUGAAAUCCUUCUCGGUGUUCUUCAACCUGUCGGUUCGUCGUGUAAAUUGUUGACGGGAUUCACGCGACGUCUUCUGCUCCAGUUGUUGCUGGAAUCGGAGAAGAUCUACGUUUACGUGACGUCAGAAUCCGGCCAAUGUGGGCUACCCGUCAGUGCCGGUUCGUUGUCGUCCGCGACGAUUGCCGAGCCUCGCCAUCCGGCUUUUAAUCAUGGCAAAAAGCACAAAUUGCUUUAUGUCAGUGCGGAAAUCACGUGUGGAGAUUUUACCAAACUUUUGACAGACUGCGUGAAUGUGCCAAUGCCCGUCUUAAACUGCCAGGACAUUAAAACGGCCCUGAAUUUAACCAGCAAACGACCAACUGUUGAUCGUUUGCCAACGUCCGAUGCAGAUAAAAAAGCAAAGCAAUCCGCAAUGGAUUCGGAAGACCAACAGAGGGCAGCUUUAUCUCAAAUACUACAAAACCAGCAUUAUUUGGACCUUAUCGACCAUCCCAAUGUGCCUCUGCCUGACACCUGGACGCUUUCACAGGCGCUCAGCUAUCAGCGCCAGCACAAUCCGGCCUCUAGAGGAGCUCUCUGCUUGCGCUUGAACACGGAACUGGACUCGUUUCAAUCGUCUUCGUCCGCAACGACAUCUAUUGAGCAACAUAUCCAACCGUUGACGACUCUCCUGGAAGAAUUCGCCGACCUUGGCGGCCUGGCCGUUUUAUCGCAACACUUGCCCAUGCUGUUGUGCGCGUCGACAUCUACCACAUCAUCCGUAGCUUUUGAGAGUGUUACGCUGUCUCUGAAAGGAGGAAAUUCAAGCGGAGCUCAGAUGUCAUCUCAACCGUCGAUGACCAAUCCCGGCCCGUCUCAUUUGUCCAGCAAUGUCAACGGUGUAACAUCGGAGACGAUCGAUUCGUGGGUUAAGUUAGACGGCGGCUCUGACGAUAUGGACGAAGAAAUGGAUGAGAUUUUGAUGCCUUCCGGUUACUUUCCUCCGCCCACUCCGCAGUACAUGAACGCCAAACGGAGCAAAAGUGCCGGCCAGUCGCUGCCCACCACCUGCGCCCUUCCGCUCCACAGUCUGGCGGCCUUCAGCCUCUUUCUCAGCAUGCCACUCUACACCGAGGCCGUCCUCCAAGAUCGUCGCAGAGCUCAAAUGCUUCUUCGUUUGGCUCUUGGAGUCUCCGAUGAUGGCCAAGGAGGCAAUAUCCUAAACUCUUCGGAUGCAGCACUUUUCCCUGUUUUGCCGUUCGUCCUUUUACAGCAAGUGCUGGACAAGCAUCCGCUGGAUAGCGAAAAGGGAGCUGUUAUCCGACAGCAAGCUGUUGAUAUGGGCGUCCUACAAUUGCUGUUGGCAUGUUUGGCUGUUUUUACCCAACAAGUGACAUCGGCAAAUGUCGCGAUUCCAUCUUUGAACGUGCAGUUUGUUGUGGGCACUCCCAAUGGAUGCAGUUCGAGUGCACCGGUUAAGAAUGAAUCAACCAACAAUGAUGCCAAUCCUGCUGCAGCUACUCAGGCCGGUUCGGCCCUAGGUGCUGUUACAUCGCAAUCUCAGCUACAACAACAGCAAUACUGGGCAAAAGGAACUGGCUUUGGCACGGGUUCAACAGCACAAACGUGGGAUCUUGACGGUGCCAUGCAACGCCAGAGGCAACAGGAGGAACAAGCCACUUGCUUAUUGCAUACCUUAGCCGCCUACGUUCAUCCUAGCUGUACCCCAGCAGCUGUUACGCAACCUGGAUGUACCAGAUCGCAAAUUCUUCCGACAGAACUCCUUAACAUUGUCUUGUCAUCGCAUUUAGUGGCCGCUAUUUGCUCUUAUCUCCGCAAUGAUUCUGUGAUGGAUAUGGCGCGGCACGUGCCGCUGUACAAAGCCGUUUUGUUGCUUCUUCGCUCUAUCGCGGCUUGCCCGAAACUAGUGCCUCUCUUAUUACCUUCGUCUUUAGGGAACAAUAAGGGCAGUACGUCGACAAACGGAAGCAGUCAAUCCAUCCAUUCACUUUUGCGAAAGUUGAAGAAUUACGUUUCCAGCUACACCGCACGUUUAGCCUCGGUUCAAAAUCGAACGACCAGCACUCAAGAAGAUUCAGAUUCUGAAGAAGGCAUCGCUGAUUUAUCCAAAGACAUAUGCGAAACGUGGGCUAUUGUGAAGGAGGUAGUGUUAGAUCAUUCUGGAGGCGACGAAAUAGAUGGCCAAGACAGCAAAACGUCUGACCAGUCAAAAUCAUCUAUUGGCCGAUCUUUUCUUUCAACGGACUUGAUUCAGAGCCGGUCGCCUGAAAAACUUUAUUGCGAUGUGAUGCAACCAUCGCAAUUUGACUCGUACGAACUGCUUGUGGAGAGCCCUGACACAGUCAUGGGUAGCCGUUUCACCGUCGCUUAUCACUUUGAGAACGCAGUCAAAGCUGCAGGAGAACGAUGCCAUCCGAAUCGGAUGAAACGCUUAGCACAAGAGGUUGCCACUCUUACCACAUCUCUACCGCUUUCGCUCAGUUCAUCUGUGUUUGUACGAUGCGACACGGAUCGAUUAGAUAUCAUGAAGGUUUUGAUUACCGGUCCAAGUGACACACCUUAUGGAAAUGGAUGCUUUGAAUUCGACGUCUAUUUCCCGCCGGACUAUCCGCAGUCUCCCAUGCAAGUGCAUUUGGCCACGACUGGGAGGCACACGGUCCGUUUCAACCCUAACCUUUACAACGAUGGUAAAGUUUGCCUGUCGGUGUUGAACACGUGGCACGGACGACCGGAAGAGAAAUGGAACCCACACACGUCGAGCCUCCUCCAAGUCCUCGUAUCCAUUCAAUCAUUGAUUCUCGUGUCGGAGCCGUACUUCAACGAGCCUGGCUAUGAAAGGUCACGAGGCACGCCGUCAGGAAACCAAAACUCACGUGACUAUGACGUCAAUAUAAGACAGGCCACUGUCAAGUGGGCGAUGUUGGAACAGAUUCGCAAUCCAGCUGCAUGUUUUAAACAGGUGACUCACGCUCAUUUUUGGCUCAAACGUCAAGAAAUUGAAAAGCAGUGCGAAGAAUGGAUUGCCGAGAUGGAGAAGCAAGUGGAAAGCGAUCCCAAUGGCGCAAGAGCCGUUGCUGCGGGUUUGACCGCCCUUAAGCGCCAUUAUGGUCAAUUGAAGGAAGAAUUAGCUCGACUAAGCCCACCUCCGUGUUUGGCCAGUAUUCUACAACCGGAAGUGCCCAUGGAAGAAGAUGAAGAAGAGAAACCGUUGAAAACAUCGCCACUGCCCAGUGAAGAGUUUGCCAUCGCCUACGAAGAAGAGGAAGGCGAAGAAGAGGAGGAAGAAGAUGAAGACGAGGAAGAAUUGGAAGAAGAAGACGAGGAGGAAGUCUCUGGCCAGUUGCUGAAUGCGGGUAAAGAAGAAGAAGACGCCGAAGGUGAAGUUGGCAACGAUUUGGAGGAGCUGAAGGAGAUGAUGUUCUCCAACGUCGACUCUGACGUGCCACUCUCGUGGAAAGAAGACUUGGAGGACAGCGAGGCCGAAAUGGACAAUUUCGUCUCUCAGUUUACUAUCUAAUUCGAAAUUUUUUGUUUUUGUUUAUCUCCUGGUUCUGAAAUGAUUGAACAAGCUUACGUCCAGAGCAUGCCCUUGCACACCGUCAUCUUACAGAAUAACUGUUGAGUAUGUUUAUUUUGCAACUGAACUUUUUUUUUCAUUUUUCUGAGGGUUAUCGAAAUUCUUUUUUUUUUUUUUAACUAUUUUAAGACUACCUUUCUUCCCUCUUCAUUUGAUGAACAUUUUUGUCUUUUUUUUUUUCACGCUCGCCUACUUCAUUUGGAGCCCUGAUUUCUAUUAUCAUAUGGAGAUAAACUAAUAUGUAUCUAUCAAGUGUUUAAUGGCUGUCACUUUGUGAAAUAAAGCAAUUAUGCAAAA
Daphnia carinata is the source of this 14428-nucleotide messenger RNA. RefSeq names its product baculoviral IAP repeat-containing protein 6-like (gene Bruce). NCBI's taxonomy places the organism in Eukaryota, Metazoa, Arthropoda, Branchiopoda, Diplostraca, Daphniidae. The record is from RefSeq and is a predicted model, not a curated record. Gene Ontology annotation, biological process: apoptotic process; regulation of cytokinesis; negative regulation of apoptotic process. Gene Ontology annotation, cellular component: nucleus. Gene Ontology annotation, molecular function: cysteine-type endopeptidase inhibitor activity; ubiquitin conjugating enzyme activity.